Sorex araneus (European shrew) is the source of this 2113-nucleotide messenger RNA. RefSeq names its product ADP ribosylation factor GTPase activating protein 1 (gene ARFGAP1). Gene Ontology annotation, molecular function: GTPase activator activity. Lineage: Eukaryota; Metazoa; Chordata; Mammalia; Eulipotyphla; Soricidae. Gene Ontology annotation, biological process: regulation of ARF protein signal transduction; regulation of endocytosis. The transcript has 13 exons. The record is from RefSeq and is a predicted model, not a curated record. Gene Ontology annotation, cellular component: Golgi membrane. Bases 668 to 1855 code for a protein of 395 amino acids.
AAAAUUUUGGAGGCCCCACUUGAAAUUGCUCAGGAGUCACUCCUGGAAGGACUUGGAGGACCAUGUGGGGUGCUGGGCUGGAACCCGAGUUGGCUGUAUGCAAGGCCAGAGCGGUUCCCCAGUUCAGUUUCUCCCGCCCAGAGGUAACACCUGUACAGAUACAGUGCGUGUCAUCUGUGCAAGACGCCUUGCACUCUGUGCACGGAGCCUGAGCGUGUGCGUGACCGUGCACGGCCCUGUGCCCGAAGCCUGUCCUCCCUCCAGCUGCCCGCGCCACUCCGCCUGCUCCGUGGUUCCGGGACCCGGGCCUCCUGAGCUCUGCCGUUUGGUGCCGGGAGCGAGGUCGGAGGCCGGGUCCCCCCCGCAGUCCGCCCUGAGUUGAGCUGCCCUCAGCCGCCGCCUCACAGUCUCCCACCGCGCGCGGGGACCUGCUGGCACUCGGGCCCGCCGCCCCGCCCCCACGCGUCUCCUUGGAGACCGGGGCGGGCCCUCAAAUCGCCCCGCCCCGGAAGCGCCGCCCCGGCCCCCCUCACGCUCCGGCAUGCCUUGCGGCCACAGCACAACGUAGCCGGAAGCUGGUGGCGGCCGGUGGGCGGCCGGCGACCUCCGUGCGCAGCGGCCCGUCCACCCGCCCGGACACCCGGCGCCGGACUCCCCCGCCACCAUCAUGGCCAGUCCCAGAACCAGGAAAGUUCUCAAGGACGUACGAGUACAAGAUGACAACAACGUGUGUUUCGAGUGCGGUGCCUUCAGCCCUCAGUGGGUGAGCGUCACCUAUGGCAUUUGGAUCUGCCUGGAGUGCUCGGGGAAGCACCGUGGACUUGGGGUGCACCUCAGUUUUGUGCGCUCAGUCACCAUGGACAAGUGGAAGGACAUCGAGCUGGAGAAGAUGAAGGUGGGUGGGAACGCCAAGUUCCGAGCCUUCCUGGAGGCGCAGGAGGACUAUGACCCCUGCUGGUCCCUGCAGGACAAGUACAGCAGCAAGGCCGCCGCGCUCUUCCGGGACCAGGUGGCCACGUUGGCCGAAGGGAGAGAGUGGUGCCUGGAGACAUCACCUGCCCAGAACUGGACCCCGCCCCAGCCGAAGACGCGGCCAGCCUCUGUGCCCCGCGUCUCUGGGCAGCCCCCAAGCAGCACUGCCUCCUCUGACAAGGCCUUUGAGGAUUGGCUGAGCGAGGACCUGGGCUCCUACCAGGGGGCCCCAGAGAAGCGCUACGUGGGCUUCGGGAACACGGUGCCGCCAGCCCAGAAAGAGGGCGAUUUCCUCAACCACGCCAUGUCAUCGCUGUGUUCGGGCUGGAGCAGUUUCACCUCGGGAGCCAGCAGGUUUGCUUCGGCCGCCAAGGAGGGUGCCACCAAGUUUGGAACCCAGGCCACGCAGAAGUUCUGGGGCUCCAAGCAGCAGCCAGAGCUGGCAUCCGAGCUGGGCCAGAGUCUGAGUGAGAACGUUCUCAAGCCGGCCCAGGAGAGGGUGCAGGACGUUGGCAGCCGAGGCUGGCGAGAUGUCACCUCCUUCUUCUCUGGCAGGACAGAGGAUGACCUGGACAGGCCCCCGGAGGGCCAGAGCUACCAGCACAGCGGGGGGGACAGCUACCAGAACAGCGCCAUCGACCAGAGCUUCUGGGACAGCUUCGGUGGCGCCGACCCCGGCAGGGCGCGCCAGUCCCCGAGCAGCGACAGCUGGACCUGCGCGGACGUUUCCGCCGAGAAGAGGAGCUCGGACAGCUGGGACGUGUGGGGGUCUGCGUCCAACAACAGCGACGGCGGCGGCGGCGGCGGCGAGGGCAGGACCCCCGCCCCCAGGAAGGUGGCCCCCGCGGCCGCCGAAGACGGCUGGGAUGUCCAGGACUGGUAGCCUUGCAGUCGGCCCGCCCGCCCGGCCCCGCCCCAGCCCCGCCCCGCCCCUGCUGGAGGCCCCGCCCAGCCCCCCCCAUACCGGAGCGUGCCCCUGCAGAGGCUUCGCCCCACCCCGCCCACCCACAGGAUCCUCUGCGCGCCCUGGGGAGGCCCCGGGUGGGGUGCGGGGAGCGGGGCCUCUGGGGUCUUGCUGCUGCUGGGGUGGCAAAGGCCCUGCAGCUCAACCCUCCUAAUAAACCCUCUACCCCGCCCUGCA